AUGCCCACCGAGACCCCUACCUUUAGUGGUAUGACAUUUGAAGGGUGGUACCAAGAUGCAGCAGUGACCACUGUUUUUAACUUCGAAAAUACAGAAAUCAGAAGUAGUCUAACUGUGUAUGCUAAGUGGAAUGGGCAUUCUUAUUCCACCGUUUUAAAAAAUAGCGAAAAUGGGAUACCUGAUAACCCAAAUUAUAACCAAGCUAAUAGAGCAAUUACUGCUACUGCUAGCUCUGAUGGAAAAAAUGUCUAUGUAAUGAGUAGUAUAUUGGGACUGGAGGUUUUGGUCGUGUUUAAUAGAGAUGCGACUACUGGUACACUCACCCAUUCCACUAAUAUCUUUACGGCAGAUGUAGGUGGAGGGACCGAAAUGAUGGGUGGUAGGGGUAUCACCGUAAGUCCUGAUGGAAAAAAUGUAUAUGUAUCUUUGUUCUCCUCUACUGCUCCUGCACCUGAUGAUGGUGAUGGCUUGGUAGUGUUUAACAGGAAUACGACAACUGGAUCACUCGCCUAUAGCACCGUUUUAAAAGACAACAAGAAUGGUGUGGAUGGAUUGGCUGGUGCAUAUACUAUUACCGUUAGUCCUGAUGGGAAAAAUGUCUAUGUGGCAGGUAGUACAGAUGAUGCCUUGGCAGUGUUUGACAGAGAUACGACAACUGGGGCACUCACCUAUAGCACCAAUUUUAAAGACGGAGUAAAUGGUGUGGACGGAUUGGAAGGGGCAAUCUUUAUUGCGGUGAGCCCUGAUGGGGAAAAUGUCUAUGUGGCAGGUUUUGACGAUGAUGCCUUGGCAGUGUUUAACAGAGAUACGACAACUGGUGCACUCGCCUAUAACGCCGUUUUUAAAGACAAUCAAGGUGAAGUGGACGGAUUGAAUGAAGCAUUUUCUGUCACCGUUAGUCCAGAUGGGAAAAAUGUCUAUGUGGCAGGUUUUGAAGAUGAUGCCUUGGCAGUGUUUAACAGAGAUACAGAAACUGGUGCACUUACCUAUAGUAACGUUUUUAAAAACGGUACUAACGGGGUGGACGGAUUGAAUGGAGCAUUUUCUGUCACCGUUAGUCCAGAUGGGAAAAAUGUUUAUGUGGCAAGUGAUGCAGAUAAUGCCUUAGUUGUGUUUAAAAGAAAUACGACAACUGGUGCACUUACCUAUAGUACCGUUUUUAAAGACGGAGUAAAUGGUGUGGACGGAUUGAAAGAAGCCCAAUUUGUCACCCUUAGCCCCAAUGGAAAAAGUAUCUAUGUGGGAGGUAGAGGAGAUGGUAUUCUGGCAGUGUUUCACAGGAGGUAG
This is a messenger RNA of Ylistrum balloti, 1287 nucleotides long. RefSeq lists its product as uncharacterized. Gene Ontology annotation, molecular function: protein binding. The coding region runs from base 1 to 1287 and encodes 428 amino acids. The record is from RefSeq and is a predicted model, not a curated record. NCBI's taxonomy places the organism in Eukaryota, Metazoa, Mollusca, Bivalvia, Pectinida, Pectinidae. The transcript has a single exon.